ACAGAGGGGACUUGAGAGACAGUGUGCAGCUUCAAGGCAGCAGCCAGCACCUCUACUCUUCCCUCUCCCCUCUCUGUCUCUCUCUCUCAGUCUCUCACACGCUCUCUGACAGCCUCAGUGACAUGACCCUGGAGAACAUGGAGAACGUGGAAGUGUUCAACGCCGAAGGGAAGGGCCGUGGCCUGAGGGCCACCAAGGAGCUGUGGGCGGGGGACGUGAUCUUCGCCGAGCCCAGCUUCGCCGCCGUCGUCUUCGACAGUCUGUCAGGGCAGGUGUGCCACAGCUGCUUCCGGAGGCAGGAGAAGCUGCACCGCUGCGGCCAGUGCAGGUUCGCCCAGUACUGCGACCGCACCUGCCAGCGCGCCUGCUGGGAGGAGCACAAGCAGGAGUGCGCCGCCAUCAAGACCUACGGCAAGGCGCCCAACGAGAACAUCCGCCUCGCUGCUCGCAUACUGUGGCGCAUUGAGAAGGAUGGGGGCGUCGUGUCCGACAGUCAGCUGACCACGCUGGACGAGCUGGAAGACCACGUGGCAGACAUGCCCGAGGAAGACCUGAAGGAGCUGAAGAUUGACGUGCACAACUUCCUGGACUACUGGCCGCGCGGCAGCCGGCAGUACACCGUGGACUGCGUCUCUCACAUCAUGGGCGUGAUUAACUGUAAUGGGUUCACACUGAGUGACCAGAGAGGACUGCAGGCGGUGGGUGUGGGCAUCUUCCCCAAUCUGUGCCUGGUCAACCAUGACUGCUGGCCCAACUGCACCGUCAUCCUCAACCACGGCAAUCAGACGGCUUUGAACCCUCUCUUUCAUACUCAGAGGAGGAUCGAGCUCCGCGCCCUGGGGAAAAUCCCGGAAGGGGAGGAGCUGACGGUGGCCUACGUAGACUUCCUCAACGUGUCGAAAGACCGCCAGCGGCUGCUGAAGCAGCAGUACUUCUUUGACUGCACCUGCCAGCAGUGCACCCAGCAGAUCAAAGAUGACCUCAUGAUGGGUGUCAAGGACGUGGAUGGCAAAAAGCCCUCUGAGGAUGUGGUGAAGGAGGUGACAGAGUACAGUCUGAAGACGCUGGAGAAGAUUGAGAAGGCUCGCACUGAGGGGAACUACCAUGAGGUGGUAAAACUGUGCCGGGAGUGUCUGGAGAAACAGGAGCCGGUGCUGGCAGACACCCACAUCUACCUGCUCCGAAUCCUGAGCGUCGCCAGCGAGGUGCUGUCCUACCUGCAGUUCUUCUCUGAGGCCUCUGAGUACGCACGCAGGAUGGUGGAGGGGUACAUGAAGCUGUACCACCCAAACAACGCCCAGCUGGGCAUGGCCACAAUGCGGGCAGGAGUUACCCACUGGCACGCCGGCUCCAUUGAGGUCGGCCACAGCAUGAUCUGCAAGGCCUACGCCAUCCUGAUGAUUACCCACGGGCCCUCUCACUCCAUCACCAAGGACCUGGAGGCCAUGCGCAUGCAGACAGAGAUGGAACUGCGGAUGUUCCAGCAGAACGAGUACGUCUACCACACCAUGCGCGAGGCGGCGCUCAAGAACAAGCCCAUGAGCAUGAUGUCCGAGCCCGUCCAGGAGGGCAUCAAGAGCCUCUUCCGCAAGAAAUGAGCCGCCCCGAUGUUAAAACCACUCCACACUGUUCCCCCCCUGCCCAUUUUUGGCUGGUUCCUGCUCACCUCCACUGCUUCAAGGGUGCUAAACCGACAGUCAGGUGUGAGGUGACACCUGUGCAGAUGUUUUACGUCACAUUUAAGUAUGCAUUUCUCCAAAUUCCUCACAUCCUGUCUUUUACACAAAAAAGGUGCCGGAGGUAGGGUCCUCACAACCACAUCCAUUCAGUCAAAAACAAUAUUAACUGUUUUAAGAUUCAAAUGUUCUACUUCUCAGUAUGGAGUUGAGUGUGGUGCUUGUCACUAUGGUUGUACUGCACUGGGCCCACUAGACUACUUUUGGAAAUAAAA
Megalops cyprinoides (Indo-Pacific tarpon) is the source of this 1951-nucleotide messenger RNA. RefSeq names its product histone-lysine N-methyltransferase SMYD1-like. Gene Ontology annotation, cellular component: nucleus. The coding region runs from base 123 to 1598 and encodes 491 amino acids. The record is from RefSeq and is a predicted model, not a curated record. Lineage: Eukaryota; Metazoa; Chordata; Actinopteri; Elopiformes; Megalopidae. The transcript has 10 exons. Gene Ontology annotation, molecular function: histone H3K4 methyltransferase activity; protein binding.